This is a messenger RNA of Brassica oleracea var. oleracea, 608 nucleotides long. Its product is annotated as RING-H2 finger protein ATL40-like. The record is from RefSeq and is a predicted model, not a curated record. NCBI's taxonomy places the organism in Eukaryota, Viridiplantae, Streptophyta, Magnoliopsida, Brassicales, Brassicaceae. The transcript is spliced from 2 exons. The coding region runs from base 154 to 534 and encodes 126 amino acids.
GUUCAUUAGUCUUAUUUCAACGCUUUAUCCAAAUAUAUUCUAAGAGGUUGUCAAUUCUCAAUGAUCUAUCUAUACAUAAAAAGGGUAUUCGUAAAUGUCAUUUGUUGUAUCAAUAGUAACCUUUGAGAACCAUUUUUUGUAUAGAUCAAAGAGAUGGGUUUCAACGACCCUUCGUUAAGCUCAAUCAUCCUUUGGUUUGUGGAUGCAUUACCGGAAACAGAAGACGACGACCACCACAGAAGAGAAACACCGUGCCAAGGGCUUAGCGCUUCUGUGAUUGCCGCCUUUCCGACCUUUUCUUACAAACCGGACAAUAAUGAUACCGAGAGCAACAAUCAAGAGAUAGAAUGUCCGGUUUGCUUAAGGUUAAUCCCUAAGAAUGUCGUUAUUAAGGUUUUACCAAAUUGUAAGCACAUGUUUGAUGAGGACUGUAUUGGUAGGUGGCUCGAAACUCAAGUAACUUGUCCUGUGUGUCGUAGAAUGGCUGAGCCCAUGACUAGCACUGGGGACAAGGUCUUAGAAAGUAUAGUAUAGUAUAGUUGAUGGUUAAUUAUAUAUGUUAAUUUAUAUAGUUUUCCUUUUUGUUAGUUGUAAUAUAUAUGAAUGAU